Messenger RNA from Miniopterus natalensis, 5554 nucleotides. RefSeq names its product Kazal type serine peptidase inhibitor domain 1 (gene KAZALD1). Gene Ontology annotation, biological process: regulation of signal transduction; regulation of cell growth. Lineage: Eukaryota; Metazoa; Chordata; Mammalia; Chiroptera; Miniopteridae. Gene Ontology annotation, cellular component: extracellular region. The record is from RefSeq and is a predicted model, not a curated record. Gene Ontology annotation, molecular function: insulin-like growth factor binding.
CCCCACUCUCUCUGAAAAGUAAUGGAAAAAAUAUCCUUGGUAGAAGAUUAAAAAACAACAAAAAAAUGGUUUGGUAAUUAUGUUGAAUGUAUGCAUAUUACAUGAAGCAGUAAUUCUACUCCUAGGUGUAUUCCAAUUUAUAUAAAAGUCAAAAGUAGGUAAAAUUAUAGAGUUAGACAUGAAUUAAUUAAUAAAGAGAAAGGAUUAAUGAUUGGGAGGAAGCAUGAUGGGAGCUUCUGGAGGUGUUAGUAAUGUUCUGUUUCUUGACCUGUAUGAUCACAUGAGUGUUCCUUUGUAAUGAUUAAUUGAGCUAUAUAGCUAUUUUGUGCACUUUUCUGCUUGUCUGUUAUACUUCAAAACAAAAAGAAAUGUAGAAAGAGUCUAAAUGAUUUAAACAUCCUUUUUAUCAAUACAAAAUGUGGACAAGUCAUUCGGUCAGAUGGAGCUACAGUCAUCAUCUCAAAGGUGAAUGGGAAAUGGGGGGUAAAGGGAGUGGGGAUAUAAGAAAAGUAAACUGAGGGAUAUAAGAAAACUGAGGAAAUUUUCACCUGAUUUCUUUCUGCAUGUUUUAAAGCUUGUUCGACUUGCCAUAAUGCCUAGGUAUUCCAGAGAGUUAGUCUCCUGGGCAUUCCAGCUUUCAUUUAGUAACAUAUAGCUGAAUUAUAAUACUUAUCUUCCCACCUAGCUAUCCCAACUUUCUACAUUUAUCUCAACAUCCUAAUUUACCUAUAAAACAUCUUCUAUUUUAUUAUGAAAAAUAAUUAUACAAAAUAAUAGUAUACUCAUCCAUAUGCCUCAUUCCAAAUUCUCUUAGGGUAUUUAUUGAUGAUAUAUAUGAAAAUUAUUUACAUGGUUGUGACCAGUAUCCAUAUACUUCUCCUUUUCACUUAACCUUAUUUUCAUACACAUAUUUUUCACUUUGACUGAGUUGACCUAUUUGUCAUAGUAGGUAGUUACAAGGUAUUCUGUCUUAAUUAUCUAGUUGAGCCUUUUUUUGACUUAACUGAUUCUAAUGUUCAGAGAAAGCACGAUUCCUCUGUAUCCAUCUUUAAUGGGUCAGUCUAGACCAUUUGUUUCACUUCUGCUUCUUCCUCAAAGUUGUAACCUCACUAUUUUCACAGGCUGCAUCAAAAACAGGCUCAUGAAGUGACAGGUUAGAAUGUGUGGCUCCUCCCAAGUAAUUUCUUACCAACUUACACACUGACCCUUUAUGCCUUGUUUCAUCUUAUAUUGUUCAUUUGUAUAGGACCCAUUUUAACCUGUCAUUAUAUUUCAGUUAUUUCAUGGGUUGUAGCUAAAAGAAGUGAAGGUAUGAAAACCUGUAAACUCUAGGCUGAUUCACAAUAGAAAGCAAAUUACCUCAUUCCUUCUUCAGUACAAGCAUCUACAGGAAAGGGUGGGGAGGGGAAAGAGGCAGGACCGUCUGUUCUUUAACAACUUCACCCUCUUCAUCUGAAUCUAGCCUCCCUCAUGUAGACACUCAAAGGAUACUGCCACCUGGCUUCCCUCCUUGCAGUACUUACAUCAUCUAGAUUAGACAAUCCUUUCUCUGUGGCCCAACAAUUUUGCAUGACCCGGUCAAAAUGAUUCAACAUUUUCAAAGUAUGAAUAUGCAAAUUAUUUUGUAACUUUAUGAUGCAAAUAGGUGUUAUUGAAUGUGUUUUGGAGCCUUAAUGGAUAGUGUCAGAUGAGGAUCUGGGAACGUAUUUAAACUUCCAAAUUGUGUCUUAGGCAAAUAAUUCUCUUCUAAACGUAUUUUCACAACAUGUUGCAUUUUCCUGGAACAAAAUCUCUACUUCUGUAUAGUCAAUAUCUUUGGUGUCUACUGUAUGUAUGUACGAUAAUGUUCUCGUCACCAACAGCAAGCCCACCAGAGGGCGUGCGUUCCCUGUCUAUCCAGUCUUCUCCAUCAGCGACACAGGAAAUCCAGGUUAAGCUUGACUUUCACACUGAGGAAGUCGUUCACAUUUAAUCCACAAAUAUUUACCAAGAAUUUUCGGGGCUGUCAGGCGUGGGGCUAGGUUCACAAGAUACAGUAGUGAAUUAGACACAUUCCUAAUACCAGACCCUUGGAGCAGAGCAAAGACUGAAAGUAAACAACCGGCUACAAUGAAGUGGGUAAGAGAGGAGUUUCUAGGUCUGUAAAAUUUGUUACUUAAAUGCUGGCGCCAAGUCUUAGAGAAGGGUAACAAUUCAUUAAAGGCUGGACUGCUUCCGCUCUCUAUCGGGGGCAACGAUCUCCGCCCUUCAGGUAUUUUGUAAAUCAGAGCCAGAAGUGUCUUCUUGGGUGAGUAGCUCCAUUAGUCACCUCUGCAAUUUCAAGUCUCUCCCACCCCCACCCCACCCCCCUUUUUUUCUCCCCAGGGCUUCCUGCAGUUCUCUUACAGUUCACUUCUGCCUCAUGUCGACACUUCAGUUGCUAUAAGGCCAAAAAUAAAGAAUCACCGGCGAAUACCAGCCAAAGCUGGCUCCGCCCAUUCUCUUUCCGGUUUAAAACCCGCGGACUUUUCCUCUUCUGAGUUCCUAGACUUCCUGUUCUAAUUCUCGCGACAGUUUCAAACAAUGCGUGCAGUUCGCUUCCGGUCCCUCUUUUGAGUUUGAGAGACCAGGGUGGCACAGUGCCCUAUCUUCGCACACCACGUCUGACCUUCCGACCAGGAGUGGCGUGUACCCUGCUAGGGAGCCCCGAAGUGGAAGGGCUUAGGCGAGUUCAGGCCCCGAGGGAGAGUCCCGGACCACACUCGGGCGCCGGGCUCUCGGGGCCACAGUACGCAUGCGGAGUCGGUCUCCCAGGGCGGCCGCGAGGCCCGACCGGCUCUGAACUCCGGGGUUGGUCGGGAGGCCCGCGCUCAAGUCGCCCCGCCCCUUGCCAGGUCCUUCUGGGCGGUGCCUGACUACAUUCCCCUCCCAGGCUGCAGAGCUGUUUCGGCCUCUGGGAAACUGAGCUUCAGCGCGGUUUCCGUAAACCGCUCGGGGCCGGCGGGGCGGGCCUCCAGAAAUGCUCUCCUCCCUGUCCCCAGCCCAAAGUGCCACGGUGGCGCUGGUGGCGGCUGCGAGACCGUUUGCCUCCGGCCCUGCUAGCUUCGCAACCAGAACCUGUAAUCCGGACCUGGGAGGCGCCCCGCCCACCUCUCCCAGCGGCCGUUCGUCGGCUGGGACCUUUAAUCACCGUGCUCUUCUGCGGUUAAAGCACCUGCGGGAGCGAGGGAGGGAGGAAGAGGCCAGAUGUGGGGAGGCUGAUGUAAGCGCCCAGUCUUGGUCGGCGUUUUGGUGAGGAAGCCGGAUGGACAAGCCUGCGGUCACCCCCGGGCAGCCGGUUUUGGGCUGCCGGGAGAUGAUGUUGCUCGGCCCUGCCCUAUACAGGAGCGCCGACUUGGCACCAGAGCCUCUACCCCACGGACUGUAAAGUCAGAUGGUCAAGGCCUAGCCGCUCAGCCAACUCUUCGAGCUGGAGGCCACCAGCAGCUCUCGCCCCCUACUCCUACCCCCCACCCCACUCACCCCUUCUCUGUCCUCUCCCAGUUUCGGUGUCCGGUUACGACUCCUCUAUUCUUACUGUGACUUUGGCCCAGGCUGAGGGAAGUGGCCCAGGAGGGUCCCGUGCAGCCGCAUAAAAUUCGCAUCUUCAGAACUAGUGGGUAGGGUAGGGGUGGGGAGGUGGGGUGAGACGCCGAGGGGCGGGGAGAGGGGCGGAGGAGCUGCUCUGAGUCCAAGUCCGUGGGCUCUCUCAGAGAUCCUCAAGCCAGAGCAGAGGUGGCUGGCGGGCCCAGCCAGUUAUUCGCCUCCGCUUUCUUUCCACUGUCUGCUUUUUUGGACUGGAGUCACGGCUGCUCUGAAGGGCUUAGUCCCGGACACUAGGGUGCAGGAACCCGCUGAUGCCUCGAGUGCUCGCAGGGCUUCCAGCUAACUAUGCCACAGCCGCCCGCAGCUACCUUGGCGCUGCCCCUGCUGCUGCUCCUGCUGGUGGUGCGGGCGCCGCCCCCGACUGGCGCUCGGCCGUCUGCAGGUCCGGAUUACCUGAGGCGCGGCUGGCUGCGGCUGCUGGCGGAGGGCGAGGGCUGCGCUCCCUGCCGGCCAGAGGAGUGCGCCGCGCCCCGGGGUUGCCUGGCCGGCCAGGUGCGCGACGCUUGCGGCUGCUGCUGGGAAUGUGCCAACCUCGAGGGCCAGCUCUGCGACCUGGACCCCAGCGCCCACUUCUACGGGCGCUGUGGCGAGCAGCUUGAGUGCCGGUUGGACACAGGCGGUGACCUGAGCCGCGGAGAGGUGCCAGAGCCGCUGUGUGUCUGCGGCUCGCAGCGCCCUCUCUGCGGUUCCGACGGCCGCACCUACGCGCAGAUCUGCCGUCUGCAGGAAGCAGCCCGCGCUCGGCCAGACACUAACCUCACUGUGGCGCACCCAGGGCCCUGCGAAUCGGAGCCCCAGAUCGUGCUGCACCCAUAUGACAUUUGGAAUGUGACGGGGAAGGAUGUGAUCUUUGGCUGUGAGGUGUUUGCCUAUCCCAUGGCCUCCAUCGAGUGGAGGAAGGAUGGCUUGGACAUUCAGCUGCCAGGAGAUGACCCCCACAUUUCUGUGCAGUUUAGGGGUGGACCCCAGAGGUUUGAGGUGACAAGCUGGCUGCAGAUUCAAGCUGUGCGCCCCAGCGAUGAGGGCACCUACCGCUGCCUGGCCCGCAAUGCCCUGGGCCAGGUGGAGGCCCCAGCUAGCCUAACUGUACUCACACCCGACCAGCUGAACUCCACAGGCAUCCCCCAGCCACCAUCCCUGCAUCUGGUUCCUGAGGAAGAGGCUGAGAGUGAAGAGGGCGAGGAUUACUACUAGGUCCGAAGCCCUGGCCCAUGGGGGUGGGUGAGUGGGGAUAGUGUUCAUCCUUACUCUUGAAAAUAUCUGGAAACGGGGAGCAGGGCCUCUUCACAGGUUGCUUUAAUGCCUUCACUGGGCGGAGACAUGAUGGUGGAGGGGAGACAAAAAUUGGAGGAGGGUAAGAAGAGAGGCAGAGACUAGGGGAUAGAGGUGGUCGGAUGCAAAGGGGCCCAUGCAGGAGAUGCAUGGACCAACUAGGAAGAAGGCAGCAGCUGCCUGCUGGUCCCGAGGCUGGGUGGAGGGUGGGGUGGGGUAGGGUAGAGUGGAGCAGACACAAAAAGGUGUAGAUAGCAGGUUCCUCCCUUGCUUUCCAGCAGCCCUUCUCUAGCCCUGCUCAGCCAGUCUUCCUAAGUGCCCUUCUGCACAGCUCCUGCUUUUAUUUUCCUAGUCCCCAAUCUUUGCCUUUUCUCAGUUUGUUCUUUUUCAAAAUUAACCUUCUAGAAAUUUCCCUCUCCUAAGUCCCAGUUGCACUUACUAACUGCAGUCCUUUUUGCUGUUCGCCAUCUGCUGUCCAGGAGAGCACAAUGGAGCAUGGUUUAGUUCAGUGCAGUAAGAUGGGCAUUUGGUUAUGUCUAAUUUCUCCUGUCAUUCUGGAAAUUCCUUAUCUUAUACCACGUUGUAUUGGACAGUGCCUAGCGCAGGACUAGGCACAGUAAGCACAAAAUAAAGAUUUAUGAACAAACUGAAACACACA